Molecule: messenger RNA, 1102 nt
Organism: Syngnathus typhle (broad-nosed pipefish)
Lineage: Eukaryota; Metazoa; Chordata; Actinopteri; Syngnathiformes; Syngnathidae
Gene: cryaa
Product: crystallin, alpha A
Exons: 3
Coding region: 162-692 (176 amino acids)
Biological process (GO): protein refolding; response to heat; lens development in camera-type eye
Molecular function (GO): structural constituent of eye lens; protein folding chaperone
Source: RefSeq, a predicted model, not a curated record
UGGGCAGAAAACACCCGAGUCGCUCUCAUCUCCUCGCUGUUUUCAACAUCAUUCUUUGGUCGCUCUCUUCACUUCACCUACGGGAGCCUAAGCUGAGCUGCCACAUUCAAUCACCCGAGUCAAGCCAAGCUGUACCAGACCCGAACCUCUCCGCAGUCAUUAUGGAUAUUGCCAUCCAGCACCCCUGGUUCAGACGCGCCCUGGGUUCCAUUUACCCGGCUCGACUCUUCGACCAGUUCUUUGGCGAGGGCAUGUUCGAUUACGACCUCUUCCCCUACGCUGCCUCCACUAUCAGCCCCUAUUACAGACAGUCACUGUUCCGUAACUUUUUGGAUUCUUCCAACUCUGGAAUGUCAGAGGUGAGGUCUGACAGGGAAAAGUUCACGGUCUACCUGGACGUCAAGCACUUUUCUCCUGAUGAACUGAGUGUGAAGAUCAGUGACGACUACGUGGAGAUCCAAGGCAAGCAUGGAGAAAGACAGGAUGACCAUGGAUACAUCUCCCGUGAGUUCCACCGCCGCUACCGCCUCCCAUCCAGCGUGGACCAAUCCGCCAUCACCUGUACCCUCUCUGCUGACGGCCUGCUCACACUGACCGGGCCAAAGGUCAGCGGAGGGAACGAAUCCGGCCGUAGCGAGCGCAACAUUCCUGUCACUCGUGAUGACAAGCCCAACGUCGCCGCCUCUUCCUAAAGGCUCGAGUGGUGGGCGUCGACCAAAUGGGAUGGCAGCCACAAAUCUUCCAUUUAUUCUUCCUCUUUUCCCCAAUAGAGGACACAUGGGUCCUUCUUGCUUCAGUCUUUCCUCUCCAGAUGAUUCUUAGCACACUCUCAGAGCAUCACUAAGAUAAGAAAAAGGUCCCUAUGAGGAUGCUGAAAUUGAGGUCCUCGUGAUUGUUUGGCUCACAGGUAAUGUCAUACACAUUUUGUCACAGAUUUCUACAAUAGUUCUUAACGCCCCGACUGCUUCCAGUCCAGCUCAGACCUUUUGAACCUUCUACUCAUGUCUCCAAUAUAUCCUGUCUUUUAGUCUAUGCCUUGUUCAUUGGAUACCUCGAUACUGAGAAGUCCAUGCGAAAGAAAAAAACAUAAUAAAGCUGCAAA